AUGUCAGAAGUCGCGGAAGUUGUUCCAAAAAUAAUAGAAAAAAUCUUCUCUGAAGUUCCCGAACCUUUCAAAAAUUUCAAUGUCACCAUUAAACCUCUCAAAAAUUCAAGAAGUUUCUGGUCAGAAUGCUACCAAAUAAUAGUGAAAUCGAAUUCAGAAGAGUUUGAGAAUAGAGUGGUGUCUCCACUUUUUGUAAAGAUUCCACGUAUUUCGGCUGUAAAUCUUGCAUGCGAUCCGGAUAAUGCUGAAGAGAAUACUCAAAUUCUUCAAGCGCUCACUGCGAGAGAAAUACAAUUCUAUAAAGACUUCAAAACCAUUAAUUUUCCUGGAUUCCCAUUUCCCCGUUUCUAUUAUGGAGAGUCUUUUGAAAACGAGUCAAUGACUGGAUUAGCUUGUGAAGAUUUCUCUGGAAUAGGGGCUUCGAUUGACUUUGUUCCAGGAUUUGAUGCCGGUCAAACACUUCAACUGAUGGAAUCUCUCGCUCAAUUUCAUGCUAAAACAAUCCAAAUAAGUGAAGAGAUUCAAUUGGAUAAGUACACAAAUGAUUUAUAUGAUCAGAAAUGGAUGAGAAUGUUGUACAAUGAUACAUUGGACUUCGAGAAACUGGUUCCCGAGAAGUUGGUGGGGAGAAUUCAAGCAGUGAAACAUGCUUUCGAUGAGGAUUCAGUUCAAAAAUCAGAUGAAUUGAACAGAGAAUCGGGAAUGCCAUUUGUGAUUGUUCAUAAUGAUUUGAAUACAUCUAACAUUUUAUGGAAUACUGAAACGGGAAGAAUUCAAGCAUUCAUAGAUUUCCAACAUGUAUCGAAAGGAGCUGUGACACAUGAUAUCAUCCGAAUUUUCUGUCUCGGAUUAUCAGUGAAGAAUAGAAAGGAAAAUACGGAUAGAUACCUCCGGCAUUACUAUGACAUCUUCAAGCAACAAUUCCCUGAGUCAAAAAUCCCAUUCACAUUUGAUCAACUCAAACAAUCAUAUUCUGAUCAUUUUAACUAUAUAAAUGCGACGUCACUCUUCAGUUUGACCUACUACUACAAAAUGUACAAAGACGAGUCAUUGGAUAUGAAGGAAGAACCGAAAGAAAGAGAAGAGAAGGCAGAAGAGAUUUUGAGUCGAGCCAUUGGGAUUCUGGAUGAUAUUACCAUGCAAUGA
Caenorhabditis remanei is the source of this 1146-nucleotide messenger RNA. RefSeq lists its product as uncharacterized. Lineage: Eukaryota; Metazoa; Nematoda; Chromadorea; Rhabditida; Rhabditidae. The transcript has 7 exons. The record is from RefSeq and is a predicted model, not a curated record. The coding region runs from base 1 to 1146 and encodes 381 amino acids.